AUGAAUUCAUCGUCUGGUCAAAAUGGGCAAACUUAUGUCCGUUAUCGAGACUCAUUCAGCAUGGCUAUAGCCAAAAAUGUAACAAUUGUUCUGCUUGGGAUUUCUAUUAAUUACUUAAAUGGGACUUUCAUUUAUACCUUCAGAAAACACCAGGUCUUUCACCACAACCCUCGCUACAUCCUCUUCAUCCAUCUGGUGGUGAAUGACAUGAUCCAGCUCACCACUGCCAUCACUCUCUUUGUGUGCUCUUAUGUUUUCUACACCAUCAACACAUUUCUUUGUUGCUUUAUUCUUGCAUUUGCUAUCAUCACAAGUCUCAACUCUCCUCUGAAUUUAGCAGCGAUGGCAGUGGAGUGCUAUAUUGCCGUAUGCUUCCCCCUUCAGCACCCCCAGUUGUGCAACAUCAAAAAGAUUUACAUAGUGAUUGCAUGUGUAUGGGCCUUGAGCUUACUGUCAUUUUUACCAGACAUAUUUUAUCUUGCAGCAACUGAGCCUGCUCGAUUCUUCACCCCUGUUUUAUGUGAGCCUGUAAUGUUGUUUCGAAAUCCCAUCAUAGUAAAAAAGAGAGAAGUCACUUACUCUGUGUAUUUUGUUAGUGUUUGGCUUGUUCUGAUUUACACUUACAUCCAGAUAUUUUUAGUUGCCAAAUCAGCAAAAAAACAACAAAUAGAUGCCAAAAAGGCCAGGAAUACCAUUAUGUUACAUAGUUUUCAGCUUCUUCUGUGGAUGUCAACAUAUAUGUUUUCUCCUGUCCAGAAACUUAUUUUAACUUUGUUCCCAAGAUUAUAUGUCCACUUUAUAUUUGUGUGGUAUAUACUAUUACAAAUUCUCCCCAGAUUUCUGUGCCCCAUGGUGUAUGGGCUGCGAGAUGUAAUGUUUAGAGAAUAUCUGAAGAAGCAUCUCUCCUGCAGUGCUACUCCUAAAGUGUCAGUCCAUGGAAGAUAA
Molecule: messenger RNA, 945 nt
Organism: Boleophthalmus pectinirostris (great blue-spotted mudskipper)
Lineage: Eukaryota; Metazoa; Chordata; Actinopteri; Gobiiformes; Gobiidae
Product: adenosine receptor A2b-like
Biological process (GO): G protein-coupled receptor signaling pathway
Cellular component (GO): membrane
Molecular function (GO): G protein-coupled receptor activity
Source: RefSeq, a predicted model, not a curated record